AUGGAAGCCUCGCCUUUGACGCAGCAGGCUCGGCCAGAAAUAUUCCAGCCCAAGAUUGUGCAACUCUAUGAAACACUUUUCAAACUAGAAAACCAUGUUGAGCCCAGUGAGGGUUUCUGGCGGGAGUUUUUCUUGUUGCCGCCUGAUACGGUGCACUUGCAUCGUAUUCUAGACGGGUUCACCGCAGAUGACACAUUGCUGCUGCAAGCAGUAACCCAACAAGUGUUCGCUCGAGCUAUCCGGGAAGCUGUUGCUGGCGUGGCUCCUAAUGACGCUCACGCGCUUGAAACCCUCACAACCUUUCUAGGGAGUGUCUUGAUCAAAAAGUAUACAAAUCCUAGCUCGGAUAUCAUCACAGUACUUGCUGGGCUGGAUGAAGGGGAUCAAGUAUUCACCGAAUUUGUCGGUAUGCUUGAUAAGAUUAUCCGGAAUGGCGCCCGGUUUGAUCUGCGAUUGAAGGCUGUUAGGACAGCAAUUGCGAUGGUUAGUGGUGCAUACAAGACUGGCCUUGUCUCGUAUUUUACGCAUCGCGACAUCUUUCCGUCUAUAAUGAAGUUCAUACAUGAUUCCGAAACCCAUCUGCAAAUACUGGAUCCAUUUUUGCUUCUCGGACUGCUCGCAAAUUACAACAAAUUCGAAUUCCAGAACCCGUAUCAGCAACGGCUUGGUGAUUUCGUCAACGAAGUCACCAUCCAAAAGAUUGUUAAAGGCACAGGACUUUCUUGUGCCGGCCUUCGAAACGGAUACGUGGCCAUCCAAGACGAUCUUCCCGAAGGCUGGACACUCAGCAACACCCUCGUCUUUUUCGGUCUGCGAGCUCUGGCCGGUAGCCCCAAAGAUAAGGCUGCCACUUCGAGUAGUGAAGAGAUCAAGGAGACAUUCGCGGCCCAACCGGUGCCCGAAGCUGCGGUUCUCUUAGCUACCUACGACUUUGUCAGCGCAAACAAGCUCUUUGGCUACAAUUUGGUGACUUCUGUACCGGAAAAGCGAAACGAAGAAUCCCCUUUCUCGAGUUUCUUAUCACUGACAUCCUAUCUGCUCCAACAUGCCUACCGGUCUGAGCGGGUGGCGACGUACUCGGAGUUGAAUCUAUCCGUACUUCGCAUUCUAGUCGAGGACCCAGUCCUAUGCAAGCGAAUAUGCAGCGACGAAGGAAAGUGUCACGUUCGUCUUUGUCGACAGCGACAACCACAUCUUCCUCUUGUCAGUGGCGAACGUGUUCUCGCUACUGUCAUUUUUGAUAUCAUGAUCGAUACCAUGACUCACAAUCUACGGCGACGCUUAGACGUGAAUCUCUACUGUCACACCAUUGGUAUCCUCACUCGCAUAUUCACCUACCUAGCAUCCAACAGAACCCGACUCACAUAUCACUGGUCCGAACUAUGGCGAACUCUGCUCUCUCUCAUGCGCUUCCUUACUACUUAUGUCUCGGAUGUAUCGCUAAACCCUCGUAUCAAUACUCUAACGACCUCGCUUGUCGAUUUAAUCGCAUUCUGUCUCUCUGCAGGCGACACAUUCCUGCCCGACCCCGUCUCUUACGAUGAUCUAUUUUACAAAAUCGUCGAAACAGGGCCUGUCAUAGCUCGCUUCCGCGAUGUAUACAAUAUAGUCCCAUUUGCCAACCAGCAGGCUCCGGCGGAGUCCUCCAGCAAGGAGGUGCCCACCGCCGAGACACCGGACAAGAACAUCGCCGCCAUUGACAUCCUCAUCUCCGUGUCUACACACUUCCACUCGCUGCUCUUCCAAACAGACAAUACGACAACAGAGCCGUCGAAUGGGGCAGCAGCCGAUAGCGUACCGAAACCGAUAACCGCCGCACGGAAGAAGAAUCUCGGUCCUCGCGAAGUCCAUCAGAUUAUCAAACAAGGUUACGAUACGCUCAGCAUCCAGACCCGCGAAGGGUUGAAUCGGUGGGACAAAUGGCGCGAAACAGAUUCGAAACUUGAGCUGAAGCGGGCUGCGAGAUGCGCAGUUGAGGACGCAAAAAGAUUCUUGCUUUAA
Talaromyces rugulosus is the source of this 2001-nucleotide messenger RNA. RefSeq lists its product as uncharacterized. The record is from RefSeq and is a predicted model, not a curated record. Bases 1 to 2001 code for a protein of 666 amino acids. The transcript is spliced from 8 exons. NCBI's taxonomy places the organism in Eukaryota, Fungi, Ascomycota, Eurotiomycetes, Eurotiales, Trichocomaceae. Gene Ontology annotation, cellular component: cytosol. Gene Ontology annotation, biological process: regulation of Golgi organization.